AUCAAGAUAUCGAGCUUGAGCAUAAAAGUCCUACUCAACAAGUACAAAAAAGACUCAAAAAGUUGAAACAAGAUGUUGAGUUCUGUGUUAAUUGCUAUUCUCCCUAUCUUGGGUACUUCGGCCAACCCUGUGGAGAAACGUUGGAGUCAUGCGCCUGAUGUUGGUGCUACAACAUCGGAUGUGUUUCCUCCUACCGGAACAAAAGUAAACUCGGAUCUCUUCCCACCUGAAUCUAUCGUCGGUUAUCCUCAAGGUACACCCACAGGAUUAGAAGCAGCUGCUAUUCAAACCGCACCAGUAUACGCAUACAAUUCCGAUCCUUCAAGUGAAUUCCCUUUGAAAAACGUUGGGACAGAAGAUGGUAUCGACGAAUCAACUUUCGACAUGUUACGAUCCUGGGGAAAUUUAUCUCCUUGGUAUUCCGUCCCAUCAUCAUAUUACGGUCUCGAUUCAGCUUCACCUCUAGCACCCGAAUCAUGUAGUAUAACUCAACUUCAUUUAUUAUAUCGACAUGGUGCACGUUAUCCUACAGCAGGUGCAUUACCAGCACAAUUCGCAGCUUCUUUACAUAACGCUACAGUAAAUGGAACUUGGGACGCAUGGGGUGAAUUAGAUUUUUUGAACACUUGGACAUAUAAAUUAGGUGCAGAACUUUUAUCACCUUUUGGUCGUUUACAAAAUUUCGAAUUAGGUGUUUCUUAUCGUAAUUCUUAUGGUUACCUUUUAAACAAUUUUACAGAACAAGGUACUUUACCUGUUUUCAGAACCGAAUCACAAGAUAGGAUGGUCAAAACUGCUGAAAAUUUCGCAGCAGGUUUCUUUGGAGUACCGGAAUAUUUAGAUCAAGUUAAUAUCGAAAUCAUGGUUGAAGCUCCUGGUGUGAAUGAUACUGGUGCACCUUAUGAUACUUGUACGAACGCGAAUGUUGCUUCAAGAGGUGGGAUAGGAGGAAUCGUUUCGAACGCUUUCGCAACGACAGCUUGGAACAGUACCGUCGAUAGACUUAAUAGUCAAGUUUCAGGAUUGAAAUUUACUGGGAACGAUAUACUUGCCAUGCUUCAAUUAUGUGCUUACGAAACCAAUUCUUUGGGUUAUUCGGCUUUUUGUAAACUUUUCACUCAAGAAGAUUUCCAACAAUUCGAAUAUUAUUUCGAUCUCAGUUUCUGGUAUAACAACGGUGAAACUGAUGAAGUUUCGUCCCACAUCGCAGCAAGGUUUAAGUCUAUACAAGAAUUCGUAGCUCGUUUCGAACAAACUCCUUUAUCAUCAUACGAUUCCACUACCAAUUCAACUCUCGAUACCUCUUCUACUUAUUUCCCUCUCAAUCAAUCCAUUUACGCAGAUGCGACACAUGAAGUAGUCGUCGCUGAUGUUCUUGCCGCUUUGAACCUCACUGCUGUCUUUGGAGAAACACCAUUAGAUCUUAAGAAGAGAGGAGAAUAUACUUUCAAAAGUAGUCAAGUAGUACCGUGGGCCACUCAUUUGACUGUUCAAGUCAUGGAAUGUUCAGAAUAUCAACCUACCAAACAGGUUAGGUUCAUGGUUAACGAUGCUGUCAUCCCUCUUAAUUACGACGGUUGUCCUUCUGAUCCUAACGGUCUUUGUGCUUUCGACACUGUUGUUGCGGCACUAAAGAACCGAAUCGACGAGAUCGAUUUUGAUUAUGCUUGUUUCGGUAAUUAUACCGCCGAACCAGGAGUUAACUAUAAUGGUCUCCCUCCCAAAACCGCUUGAACAUGAAGUGAUAAUCCAAACAAUUUUGAAAGAGAUAACAAAAGAUGCAAGAAGCGUCAUCAGAAUAUAAUCAGGAAUUAAAAGAAGAAUAGAAAUGAAUUGAAAGUAUAUUGAUUGAUAGAAGGACAUGCACUGGGGUUUUUGUC
Molecule: messenger RNA, 1880 nt
Organism: Tremella mesenterica DSM 1558
Lineage: Eukaryota; Fungi; Basidiomycota; Tremellomycetes; Tremellales; Tremellaceae
Exons: 5
Coding region: 73-1734 (553 amino acids)
Molecular function (GO): acid phosphatase activity
Source: RefSeq, a predicted model, not a curated record